This is a messenger RNA of Salvia miltiorrhiza (redroot sage), 1543 nucleotides long. RefSeq names its product dehydration-responsive element-binding protein 1A-like. Bases 534 to 1175 code for a protein of 213 amino acids. NCBI's taxonomy places the organism in Eukaryota, Viridiplantae, Streptophyta, Magnoliopsida, Lamiales, Lamiaceae. The transcript has 2 exons. Gene Ontology annotation, biological process: regulation of DNA-templated transcription. Gene Ontology annotation, molecular function: DNA-binding transcription factor activity; DNA binding. The record is from RefSeq and is a predicted model, not a curated record.
UCGUAUUUAUAGAUAACAAGGUAAAGCUAACACCAAGAAAGUUAUUAACAAAAUCACUUGAUCUAAGCCUAGAUAGUUAAAAGUUAUAAGGAAAAAAAAAUACAAGAAAAAGAAUAUUUAGUGUGAGUAAUAAGGCAAAUGUUAAUGCAAUAAUCGGAGUGAUACGAAGUUAACGUGAAAAGAAAAGGAUGGGUAUGAGGCGAAAAAGUAGUAGAAAAGAAAAGAAAGAAAGGGACGGGGGCAGAAGUGAGGAAUGUGGAAAAUUGAGGGGAGAAAAAGGAAAUUAGUGAGAAGUGAUGAAAAUAUCAGAAAGUUUACUGUAGUGAAGCAAUGAGAGUGUGGAUGAAGAGGUUGUGCGAAAUAAGAGCUGGCUAAUCUUUCGAGCAGGCUUUUGGUUUUAAAAGCGAAACACCCUAACGUCCACACAUCUAUCUCUUCUCUAUAAACAUCACUCACGACAUUCCCCCAAAAACUCAAUAUAAUGUUGAAAACACUCUACUCUCUCUUCCCACUGCCAACUCAAUAUCAUUUACAUGGAUGCGUUUGAGAGUUCAGACCCGUUUUCUGACCUGCAAGAUUUGUGGUCAUCAUCUUCUUUAUCCCACUUCGGAAGCUCCAGCGCUGCUGCUGACUCUGAUACCCAAGCCAACGUGAUUCUCGCCUGCAACAGCCCCAAGAAGCGUGCCGGACGGAAGAAGUUCCAAGAGACGCGCCACCCAGUGUAUCGCGGCGUGCGCUUGCGGAAUUCCGGCAAAUGGGUUUCCGAGAUCAGAGAGCCCAACAAGAAAACAAGAAUCUGGCUUGGCACCUUCGACACCGUCGAAAUGGCCGCACGCGCACAUGAUGUCGCCGCCAUUGCACUCAGAGGCCGCUCCGCCUGCCUCAAUUUCGCCGAGUCCACGUGGCGCCUGCCCCUUCCGGCGUCUUCCAGUGCUCAGGACAUUCAGAAGGCUGCGGCCGAGGCAGGCGAGGCCUUCCGUCCUCAGCCGCCUCCCUCCCACACCGACGCCGCCUUCACCGACAAAUCAUUGCUCGCGGAUGAAGACGGUGUGUUUGGAUUGAUGUCCGAUAUGGCGGAGGGGUUGAUGCUGCCGCCACCACCUCUCUACAACAAUGACGUCGAAAUGGAAGAUGAUGAUAUGCCACUAUGGAGUUACUCUAUCUCAAAUCAUUAAAACCGUGUUCUACUUUAUUUAGCAACAAACAAGGUCAAUAAGCAUAUGAGGAAUAUCUAUAUCAUAUCCCCCUAUUGUGUUCCGGAGGCAGCUAUUGCAGGUUGCAAACAACAGUGUGUGUUAUGGAAAUAAGAGACAGCAGAUUCGAGUGGUAUGAACUGUGAAGCAACUAUUGAAGAACAAAGCAAUUUCCUUGUUCAAGAAUAUUUAAUCUUGUUAGAUUAAUUUCAUCAGAUCUGAAAGAAACAUAGCAGAUCUACCUUUAAAAGGAUAAAUGUUCUGAUAUAAUACUCUCUCCAUGUACGAAAAUAUUGGUCAUAAUUUUUUUUGGUCCAUCCACAAAAAAUUAUCACUUUUAUUUAUAGUAA